Molecule: messenger RNA, 6789 nt
Organism: Gymnodraco acuticeps
Lineage: Eukaryota; Metazoa; Chordata; Actinopteri; Perciformes; Bathydraconidae
Gene: adamts6
Product: ADAM metallopeptidase with thrombospondin type 1 motif, 6
Exons: 25
Coding region: 770-4183 (1137 amino acids)
Biological process (GO): extracellular matrix organization; proteolysis
Cellular component (GO): extracellular matrix
Molecular function (GO): metalloendopeptidase activity
Source: RefSeq, a predicted model, not a curated record
GCCGGUCUCUUGCAAUGUAGUAAGGAGGAGCAGCUCCAAGGCAACUUUUUGCUGGUGUUUGCAUGCACUUUUCUUAAAUCCAGUGUGCUGUGGCGGUCUCUGAGGUGGCAGGACACCCUCUGCAACCUCAUCUCACUUUUUAAGCCACUCUGAGCCACCACCAAGUACACAAAGUCUAGAUUAUAAAGACGAUAGGCUGCAAAUAGACCCUUCUGCUGGAGGAAAUCCAAGACUUUGAUAUAACUGCUCUCUUUUUUGUGGACAGUGUCUGUCCUGAGAUACGGUGUGAAGGGGAAACUCACACUAGAGUUUUAGAGGAUGGUAGAGCCCACAGGGAGAUGAAAAGAGGAGAUCAGCAGAGGUUUGUGAGCGGAACUUCAGAGCUGCAGAAGCCUUUUGUCCUGAGCUCUGCCUGCACAGUUGGACCGGAGCUGACAAUGAAGAUGAGCAUGGAAUGCAGAUGGAUCGGUCAAGACAAGUUUCCAAUAUAGAGCUUCCUGUUUGGAGUUACACCUGAGAGUGACUGUGUCUGAUGGAUUACUGUGUGUUCUACAAGCUGCUGACAUGAAUCCUGAGGCCAGAGAGAUGUGGAAGUGCUCGCCUUCAGGAGAAAUCUGAGACCUGGAUGAGCACGACAAGAACAUUCAAGUGAAGGAGACAAACCAUGGACUUGUUAUGGUGUGGCAUCGGACCCAUCAGGUCUUUUUAACUCGUUUGUAGCACCCUCUACCCUCUACCCUCCACCCCAUGUCACAUCUGCCCCUGAAUUAUGGAAAUGUUGUGGAAGACGCUGACUUGGACACUGAGCCUGGUGGUGAUGGCUGCUUCUGAAUUUCAAAGCAUCAACAGACUGUCACACAACUCUCAAGAGGAGUUCCUGUCCUACCUGCAGCACUACCAGUUGACUGUCCCGGUGCGGGUGGAUGAGGGCGGAGAGUUCCUGAGCUACACUGUGAAGCACCACCGGCCGGGGAGACGGAGACGGGGGGCGGUGGACCCCAUAAUGGGACAGAUGCCUGCGUUGGACCCGGACCCCCCAGAGUCCCAGCUCUUCUACAGACUGUCCGCCUACGGAAAGCACUUUCACUUAAACCUGACACUCAACCCCCAACUGGUGUCAAAACAUUUCACAGUGGAGUAUUGGGGCAAAGGAGGGAUGGAGUGGCGUCAUAACAUGGUAGAUAACUGUCACUAUGUGGGAUUCUUGCAAAAUCAGCACAGCACGACCAGAGUGGCUCUCAGCAACUGCAAGGGCUUGCAUGGUGUUAUAACAACAGAGGAGGAACAGUAUUUGAUAGAGCCAUUAAAGAACAUAUCCUCCGCCACCUCCGGUGAAUGGAACCUGGAAGAAGCACAGCAACAUGUUAUUUAUAAAAUGUCUGCCAUUCCCUCACCACAAGAGCAUAGCCAGGAGUUCAGCUGUGGCAUUUCAGACCUCAGUAAAAGCAGUGCACCUUGCCAGUUCAGCACACCCUCCCCUGUCCACUCGUCCCCCGCACCCCAAAACGACAGCGAGCAGUCGAACAGCAGCCACCGACAGAGGCGCUCCGUCAGCUCAGAGCGCUUCGUGGAGACGCUUGUGGUUGCCGAUAAAAUGAUGGUCGGUUACCACGGACGCAAAGACAUUGAGCACUACAUCUUGUCCGUAAUGAAUAUUGUUGCCAAACUUUACCGUGAUGCCAGUCUAGGAAAUGUUGUGAACAUUAUUGUGACCCGCUUGAUUGUUCUGACUGAAGAUCAGCCUAACCUGGAGAUUAACCACCAUGCUGACAAGUCUCUGGACAGUUUCUGUAAGUGGCAAAAGUCCAUCCUGUCCCAUCACAGCGACGGCAACAGCAUUCCUGAAAACGGGAUGGCCCACCAUGACAACGCCGUCCUAAUCACCCGGUAUGACAUCUGCACGUACAAGAACAAACCCUGCGGUACCCUAGGCUUGGCCUCAGUGGCUGGAAUGUGCGAGCCCGAGAGGAGUUGCAGCAUCAAUGAAGACAUCGGCCUUGGUUCUGCUUUCACAAUUGCGCAUGAGAUCGGCCACAAUUUUGGGAUGAACCACGACGGGAUCGGGAAUUCCUGCGGUACCAAAGGCCACGAGACAGCCAAGCUAAUGGCCGCUCAUAUAACAGCCAACACCAACCCUUUCUCCUGGUCCGCCUGCAGCAAAGACUACAUCACCAGCUUUCUCGACUCAGGUCGGGGGACGUGUCUGGACAAUGAACCUCUGAAACGAGACUUCCUGUACCCAACAGUGGCCCCUGGGCAGGUGUACGAUGCAGACGAGCAGUGUCGCUUCCAGUACGGAACCUCCUCACGCCAGUGCAAGUAUGGGGAAGUGUGUAGAGAGCUCUGGUGCCUUAGCAAAAGCAACCGCUGUGUAACCAACAGUAUCCCUGCUGCGGAGGGGACCCUGUGCCAGACUGGAAGCAUUGAUAAAGGGUGGUGCUACCAGGGGGAGUGUGUGGUGUUCGGUACCUGGCCUCAGAGUGUGGACGGAGGCUGGGGGCCCUGGUCCUCGUGGGGGGAGUGCAGCAGGACCUGUGGGGGCGGUGUUUCCUCCUCCAUGAGGCACUGUGACAGCCCAGCCCCGUCUGGAGGAGGGAAGUAUUGUCUCGGGGAGAGGAAACGUUACAGAUCUUGUAACACCGACGCCUGCCUUGCAGGAUCUCGUGAUUUCCGAGAGAAGCAGUGUGCUGAUUUUGACAAAAUGCCUUUCCGUGGGAAGUAUUACAACUGGAAGCCUUACACUGGUGGUGGUGUUAAGCCCUGUGCGCUGAACUGUCUAGCAGAGGGCUACAACUUCUACACAGAGCGCUCUCCUGCAGUCAUAGACGGCACCCGAUGUCAGGCUGACUCUCUGGACAUCUGCAUCAAUGGAGAGUGUAAGCACGUGGGCUGUGACAACAUCCUGAGCUCUGAUGCUAAAGAGGAUCGAUGCCGUGUGUGUGGAGGGGAUGGCAGCACCUGCGAGGCAACAGAGGGACUCUUCAACGAGUCUCUACCCAGAGGAGGCUACAUGGAGGUGGUUCAGAUCCCAAAAGGAUCGGUUCACAUCGAGAUCAAAGAAGUUGCCAUGUCGAAGAAUUACAUUGCUCUGAAAUCUGAAGUGGAUGAUUACUACAUCAACGGAGCGUGGACCAUCGACUGGCCCAGGAAGUUUGACAUCGCAGGGACGGCCUUCCACUACAAGAGACCGACCGAUGAACCGGAGUCUCUAGAGGCGCUGGGUGCUACCACUGAAAUCCUGUUUGUCAUGGUCCUCCUCCAGGAGCAGAACCUGGGGAUACGCUACAAGUUCAACGUGCCCAUCCAGCGCACAGGGAGUGGGGACAACGAGGUGGGCUUCUCCUGGCACCACCUGCCCUGGUCUGAAUGCUCUGCUACCUGCGCUGGAGGUUCCCAGAAGCAGGAGGUGGUGUGUAAAAGGCUGGAUGACAACUCAGUGGUGCAGAACAGCUACUGUGACCCAGACAGCAAACCCCCAGAGAACCAGAGAGACUGCAACACUGAGCCGUGUCCUCCAGAGUGGUUUAUCGGGGACUGGUCGGAGUGUGGGAAGACAUGUGACGGCGGGAUGAGGACGAGGACGGUUUUGUGCAUCAGGAAGAUCGGCCCUGCUGAGGAGGAGACACUUGAGGACACACACUGCCUGACUCACCGACCUAUCGAACGAGAGUCCUGCAACAACCAGUCCUGCCCGCCAAAGUGGGUCACUCUGGAUUGGUCGGAGUGUACUCCUAAAUGUGGCCCCGGCUUUAAGCACCGCAUCGCCUUGUGUAAGAGCAGCGACCUCACCAAGACCUUCCCCCCCGCACACUGCCCGAGCCACAACAAACCUCCGGUCCGAAUCCGCUGCAGUUUAGGACGAUGUCCCCCUCCUCGCUGGAUCCCUGGUGAAUGGGGACAGUGUUCGGCGCAGUGCGGCCUGGGCCAGCAGAUGAGGACGGUGCAGUGUCUGUCGUACACGGGGCAGCCUUCUAAUGACUGCGCAGAGUCCCUCCGACCCACCACUAUGCAGCAGUGCGAGAGCAAGUGCGACGCCACCCCCAUCGCCAAUGGCGACGGUAAGAUGAGGAAACAGUGCAAAGAUGUUAACAAAGUGGCCUACUGCCCGCUGGUCCUGAAGUUCAAGUUCUGCAGCCGUGCGUACUUCAGACAGAUGUGCUGCAAGACCUGCCAGGGCCACUGACCCUCGGGGGAAAAAGGCAACAAAGAUGGAGGGAGCAUGAUACGGCACUGACAGGAAAAGAAAAUAGGGCAGACUGAAAAGAAAAAACCUCUGGUCCAGUGGAAAAGAGAUGAAGAGAGAUCGACGAAAAUGAUGGAUUUCCUCGCUUAUCACACCUGGUCCUCCUGCUCUCCAUCUUGGUGGCAUCCAAACCACUGCUCAGCCCACAACGCUGACACAAACGGUUUUAAUUUUCACUUCUGUGAAGUGGAACUUGGAAGAUUAUUCGCUGGUUAUUUUUAUUAUAAUAAUAAUUAUUGAUAUCAUUGUUAGUCUUCUUUCGUGUUUGUUGUUUUAUGAAUCCAAAGUGCUGGACACAUCGCUUGCAGAUGAUGUUACCCUCGGAGAUGGACAGACGGAGGGGAGGACUCUACGUUAGAAGAAAGGGGGUGGGAGUUGAAAGUGUCGGACUCCUGUCUUUGGGACGACUGUGAUGGUGCUGUUGGCAGGCAGACUUCUGGCUACGGUGCACUUUUUCCUGUAAAUACUUUGCCAAUUUACCGCUCAGAUACGACAGAGAACCCCCAUCAGUGUACUGUAUAUUUAUUGUACAAUUCCAAGCAGAGCUGAGAUAUUGUCCUCUGAUCAUGUUUGUGUCGGAUAGUAGCCUACUGUCAUGGAAGGGAAUGUAAUGUGAUUGAAUUCAUAUUCAACGUCUCUGUGCUGGAAUGAAAAUAUAGCAUACUGUAACAUACGUUAAACCCUUAUAUACUGUAAGGAUUUGUAUAUUAUAUAUGAUGUUAAUCCAGGACCAGAAAUACUAUAUGGUUAUAAGAGGAUUUUUAAAUCACUUUUUCUUUCCCCAGAUGGGUGCCUUAGUUCCUAACACUUUAAUGAAAGCUCACUCAGUAUCAUUAGUCCAAAGUAGUGUAAAGAUAUCGUAAGACGGUGCCUGGGCCACAUGAAAGACUAUUACCAAACUGGCCUUUACUAAACAUCCCAUUGAGGAGCUUCCAGUUCACUAUUGAAGGAUUCAUUUUGAAGGAGCAAAUUCUAUGAAGCAGCUUGUUCAUUGGAAUCACAGAGCAGUCACUAUUUCUUACUGUUUUAAGGUGGAUGACUAUUACAUCAGAAGUUGUCCGAUAUUAUUGUACUUCAGCAGGAAGCAAAGACUGUCAUUGUUUCAUUGCUUAUAAAAGUUAAAGGAAUAGAAAGAACAUUUUCUUUCUUGCAGUGAAUUAGACAACCAAGAUACCAGUCGCUAUUAUGUCUGUACUGUGAAUAUGAAUCUUUAGCCAUACUAUAGUUAGCUUGUUUUCAGACAAUAAUGACAUUAAAGUAUUUAAUAGUUUACCUAUUAAACAGUAGAACGUUUUGUUCCGCUUUGGAGACGCUCUUUUUCCAAUGUGUUGAAUGGGGAAAAGGCAAAGCAAUGAACAUGGAGGUUGCAAUAUCCCGUGGGCCACCACCCCAAAAUCGAUAGGCUUGGUCCAGCAAAUAAAUAAUCUGGCACCCUAAUAUAUUUUACACUUUGUAUUUGGAAGAAUUAAAACAUGCUCAUUACUUAUUUUGAGUUGCUAGCAGUUUCAUAUUGAACGUACAGACACAGUGAUCAUCAAUCUUCUCAUCUAAUUCUCAGCAAGAAAAUAUAGAUCUACGUUUUUUGGUGUACACAUACCACAAGUCCUUGUUCUCCUUUUUCUCAUUAUCAUUGUCCCGCAGCGACAAGAAAAAACCAGCCAACUCAACGGUGCUUUUCCCUUUUUUUAUUUUCAUUUUUAUUCCCACUGAGUACUAUGUUUACCUCUUAUUUUCCUCCUGCUCUACUCUGAGGGUUGCGGCCUUCCCAGGCUUCUGGUGCUAUCAAGUGGGUGCUUCCAUUCAACCCUCCAGUGUGCUUAAAAGUGAGGCUGGCUCCAAACAAUAUGAAAGUAUAUAUCCUUGUCAAUAUCUCUUAUGGUAAAUGCUGGUCAUGUUAUUGUUUUGUUUGUAUCUGUUUAUACCUCACACUGGGAAUUGUCAUUGUUAACCGUGUAUUGUAAUUUGCGCCACCAACCAAAUGGACACUUGCCCAGUUGUAACUGACUUACCCAGGUGACAUUCCUGCUGGUGUAGGGGGUUGUGAAAGAGAACAUCUCUAUCACACGCUUGUUAUGGAGGUACAGUAGGAACUAUGAAAGACGAUUAAGGAGUGUACAAGAAUCUCAUCGAAGCUGUUAACAACUAAUUUCUAAUUUUGCUGCUGCUACUUUUUUGUAGCCACCUUCAGUAGGACAAUGUCGAGCAGAUUUGAUCGGUUACCAAACCUUGAAUGAGGCCGUUGGGAAAGGACAGUGGACGCUGAGAAGCAUUUGAAAUCAGUUAAACUCAGAUUGCUUGGACUUCACUCAUCUACUGGCUGCGGGAUACGGAGCCUCCAGAAAAAAUUGAAUUGAAAUCACUCAAACUGGUACUCAUUGCUGUGAACUUGGAUGUUUGAAUGUCACAUUGCUUAUACCUGUACCUAACGUGCAAGAGAAAUGAAAAGCAUCAUGUGAUUAGUCGCGUAUAUUUUAUAUUCAGUAUUAAUGUUGGUACACUGUUACUAAUUUCUUUUUUUCAAAUGUAAAUUAUAUGCUAAUUUAUUA